Messenger RNA from Lichtheimia ornata, 1359 nucleotides. RefSeq lists its product as uncharacterized. Lineage: Eukaryota; Fungi; Mucoromycota; Mucoromycetes; Mucorales; Lichtheimiaceae. The record is from RefSeq and is a predicted model, not a curated record. Bases 1 to 1359 code for a protein of 452 amino acids. Gene Ontology annotation, molecular function: lipoic acid binding; acetyltransferase activity. Gene Ontology annotation, cellular component: cytoplasm; mitochondrion. The transcript has 3 exons.
AUGCCAUGGCGACGAUCCUUCCAUGCUACACGUCAUAUGGACGCUAUCAAGCCUUUUCUCUUGGCAGAUAUUGGUGAAGGUAUCACCGAAUGUGAAGUCAUUCAAUGGUUUGUGGAGCCAGGACAAACCGUGGCCGAAUUUGAUAAGAUUUGUGAGGUGCAAUCCGAUAAGGCGUCCGUAGAGAUCACUUCCCGAUUUUCGGGUACCAUCUCCAAGCUGCAUUAUAAUGUCAAUGACGUCGCCAAAGUCGGUGAACCCUUAGUGGAUAUUGAAGUGGCAGGUGAAGAAGGAGCAGAAGCAUCAUCUGAAGCAGUAAAGGAGCAACCACAACAGCAACCCGAACCACAACCUACACCUUCUACCACUGCUGCAGAGACCACACCUUCAUCAUCACCAUCCUCCUCUACUUUACCCGCUGAUCAUUAUUUGCGUACUCUCGCCACGCCGGCCGUGCGACGAGUUGCCAAAGAGAACAAUGUGGAUAUUCGCAAUAUUACAGGAACUGGUAAAGAUGGACGUGUAUUAAAGGAGGAUGUGGUAGCAUUCGUCAAUGGAGGAGGAUCGUCUCCAUCAUCGGCUACUGCUUCUACCACUACUACUACUUUUACUACGCCAACCCAACCCGAUCAAGUGAAACCUUUGACAGCGAUCCAAAAGGCCAUGUUCAAAUCAAUGACCAAGAGUGUAGCUAUUCCUCAAUUGGGAUACAAGGAUGAAAUGGAGCUGAAUGCCACUACUGAAUACCGUGCAGCACUUAACAAAUUGGUGGCCAAUGAUAACACGGGUCGCUUUGCAUUCCAAAAGGUGUCCUACAUGCCUAUCCUUGUCAAGUGUCUUUCUGUGGCCUUGACGCAAUACCCUAUUUUGAAUGCCACUUUGAUGGGUGCCGAAUCGGGUGACGUGGGUGCUAUGCAACUUCAAUACCGUGGAUCCCAUAAUAUUGGCGUUGCCAUGGAUACGCCUCAAGGAUUGAUUGUCCCUAAUAUCAAGGAUGUACAAAACAAGAGCGUAUUGGAAGUUGCUUCUGAAUUGCAUCGAUUGGCUGAAUUGGGUGCCAAAAACAGCUUAUCGCCUGCUGAUUUGCAAGGCGCCACCAUCACAGUCUCCAACAUUGGCACGAUUGGUGGUACCUAUGCCAAUCCUUGUUUGAUUGCUUCGGAAAUGGCCAUUGUUGCCUUGGGUCGUAUGCAAACGUUGCCUCGCUUUGAUGAGCAGGGUAAUGUCAUUGCAAAGCAAAUUCUUCCCAUCAGCUGGUCAGCUGAUCAUCGUAUCAUUGAUGGUGCCACGAUCGCCCGUUUCGGUAAUUACUGGAAGCGUCUGGUAGAGAACCCAUUGAUCCUUGCAAGUGAGCUUCGAUAA